Molecule: messenger RNA, 1074 nt
Organism: Fusarium poae
Lineage: Eukaryota; Fungi; Ascomycota; Sordariomycetes; Hypocreales; Nectriaceae
Exons: 3
Coding region: 1-1074 (357 amino acids)
Source: RefSeq, a predicted model, not a curated record
AUGGCAUUGGCAAAGAGCAUGUGCGCCGAGCAGGACCUUGCCGAUGCACUACUGUCAAAGGCAAUGCACCAAGCAAGCUUCAUUGGCAUGGACACUAAAACACUGGCCGACUUUAUUUCCGAAAGCGAUCCAGUACUCGCAGAAAGUUGGAGGCGCACAAUGUGGAUGUUAUACGUGAGCGACACAAACUUUGCUGUUAUUCGACAGGACUAUGAUCUGAGGCUGAAGGACAUGAGCUUUGACCUUAUCCCGCCGACAAGAACGACAUUCGCAGAGUAUCAUAAUCGCGAGUACGACAUGCAAGAAAAGCCGUUCUCUUCGUUUGCAUAUUACAUCGAUGCAAGUAUGAUAUUUGCUACCACACUGCCCGCAUCACUCAAGUUCAGAACCGUAUCUAAAGCAGAGAUACUCUGUGAUAAUCUUGAGGCCAAGAUCGCCGGCUGGUUUGCGAUGUUACCGCCAAGUAAACGAGAUCUGGAUGUUCGGCCUGCCUUCUUGGAUCAACUCAUUUUUCAGUCACAUAUGAUGAUGUACACAUGUCUUGCUUACAUACACAGACCCUUUUCCACCCUUCGAUAUGACCCUGUUGAAGGAAUCUCUACGUGCGGGUCGCCUCCCCCUCCACUCCUCUUGGGACUCAGUGGUGGAGGCGGUCUGAAUCGUCAGUCACAUCUGCAAAAGCUCUUACAAGCCAUCCGCAAGCAGAAUCAAUGCCUUAUCAUCUUGCCCCUCGGUUCUGCCCAGUUGUCGCCUUUCGUCAUUUGCAUGGUUGCCUGCUGCACCAUUGCUCACCUCAUAGCUUGCAAGUCAGCACUACCAAAGGACGAAGCCGAAGUAGCCCGAUCCCGGAUCCGCGUUUGCCUCGGCACGCUCAGGCAUUAUGAGGAUAUAUGGCCGAGGGCUAAGAAGAUAUUAUUGGAACUCAAGAGAAUUGCUAAUUCCAUUUUUCAGACUGAGAUGGCGACCUUGCAUUAUCAGCCCACCUAUGCUGGAGUCUCUGCAAAUCAGCAAGACGCCACGCUUGGAGGUUUAUUUGAAGAGGAAUGGCUUGAUGCCCUAAGAAACUUCGUAUGA